AUGGCAGCGAACAGAAGAGCGAGGACUUUCUUAUCUGUCUUCCUGCUGUGCUGCUGGCAAGGUGUGCAGCCCUGGCCGAAUAGAGAGUUUUCAGGUUUAAGGGCUAGACAACUGCCAAGUUUUAAAGCUCUGGAUGACGAUAUAGCUACAGUGUUUGAUGAAAUUCUAGUCCGGGAGAUUUUGGAUCCAGGGAAAACAUCAUAUUUUGAAAAUCAAAGCCCACCAAAAGCCUUAGAAGCAAAAACAACGAAGGAUAAAAAAGUCUGGGUGAAAGAAUCCAGUACUCCUAAGAAACAUGAGAAGCUAUCCUCUCCUGAGACCAUAGAUACCCUUUCCUUUGAUGAUGAAGAGAAACAAACACUUUUUCAGAUAAAAAGCCUCGAGACUCUGGAGAAAAUCAUCAACACUAUCCGAAGAGCUAUUGGAACUCAUCUCAAGAAAAAACAGAGGUUUCAGAAAAGCAGGAGAAUCAGACAGUUCCUGGGGAAACUGAAGAAGCCCUAA
This is a messenger RNA of Arvicola amphibius (Eurasian water vole), 504 nucleotides long. RefSeq names its product sperm acrosome-associated protein 7-like. Bases 1 to 504 code for a protein of 167 amino acids. Lineage: Eukaryota; Metazoa; Chordata; Mammalia; Rodentia; Cricetidae. Gene Ontology annotation, cellular component: acrosomal vesicle. The record is from RefSeq and is a predicted model, not a curated record. The transcript has 6 exons.